Molecule: messenger RNA, 1663 nt
Organism: Drosophila serrata
Lineage: Eukaryota; Metazoa; Arthropoda; Insecta; Diptera; Drosophilidae
Gene: DnaJ-H
Product: DnaJ homolog
Biological process (GO): protein folding
Molecular function (GO): Hsp70 protein binding
Source: RefSeq, a predicted model, not a curated record
GGAACAUUUCGUUCGUAAGUCACACUUGGUCACACUCGGCAACCAAAAUACGAAAAUAAUGUCAUAUAUAAAUUAUAAAAAUUAUUUGUACAAUCACAAUGUACACCGGUUAGUUUGUAGGUUUUCAGGGCAAGGUAGCAAUACGAAAUGGACAACUUAAAUUUAUACGAGGUGCUGGGAGUGGCUCCGGAUGCGGGCGCCGAGGAAAUAAAGAAGAACUAUCGCAAAUUGGCCAAAGAGUUCCAUCCAGACAAGAAUCCUGAUGCGGGUGACAAGUUCAAAGAGAUAUCCUUCGCCUACGAAGUGCUUUCCGACCAGAAGCGUCGCAUCUACGACCGUUACGGACUGAAGGGUCUCCAGGAGGGCGCUGAGGGAUUCAGCGAUGCCUCCGACUUUUUCGCUCAGUGGUUUCCUUUCGAACGCUCAUCGACCGGGGGACGUGGAAAGCGAGAGGGCAAGGUCGUGGUCAAAGUGGAGCUGACGCUGGAAGAGAUCUAUGUGGGUGGCAUGAAGAAGAAUCUGGAGUAUAAGCGCCAGAAGUUGUGUGGCAAGUGCAAAGGCGACGGCGGUCCCAAGGAGGGGCGCGAGAGCUGUGAGGCAUGCGGCGGGGCAGGGCGUGCAACUGCCUUCACCUUCAUGGGGCUGAGUCCCUUCGAUGCGACCUGCCCGGCUUGCGAUGGUCGAGGCUUUACCAUAAAGGAAAACAUGAAGUGCAGUCCCUGUCACGGAAGCGGUUUCGUGGAAGAGAAAAUGAAGCGGGAUCUCGUGGUGGAGCGAGGAGCACCGCAUAUGCUUAAAGUGCCAUUUGUGAACGAGGGCCACCAGAUGCGCGGUGGCGAGUUCGGAGACUUGAUUGUCGUCCUUGCCCAGAAGGAUCAUUCACUCUUUCAGCGCCGUCACGCCAAUCUGUACAUGCAUGACCUCGAGGUCAACAUCACGGAGGCAUUGUGCGGCUACAAGCAUUGCUUCAAGCAUCUGGACGGGCGGAACGUUUGCCUUAGUACCCAGCCGGGCGAAGUGCUGCAUCACAACCACAUCAAGAUGGUGCGUGGCUGUGGAAUGCCAGACUUCAGCCAACCGACCAUAUGCGGGGAUCUUUAUGUGAAGUUUAAGGUAACAUUUCCCGACAAUGACUUUGCGACAGCUCCCCAACUGGCCAUGCUGGAGGAUAUACUGCCGGCCAGGGAGAAGACAGUUGUACCCAAAAACGCCGAAGAGGUGCAAAUGACAGAUUACAAGCCACAGCCCAGGCAACAGCAAGAAGACGAGGACGGCCAAUCGCCGCACUUUGAGGGCGUUCAAUGCCAGACGACUUAGUGCCUGUGGUUGUGGCUCCUGCAGGCACGGUUCCUCUGCCUCGAUCUGUGCCAGAUCCUGGGCGCACUUAGUAUGGAUGAGGUCUGCUUCUUGGUGCCGCUGCUCGUCUUAAUAUGCAUAGUAUUAUUUUUCAUACAGGAAUGUUUGCUGUGAAAAGCGCGUGAUCUAAAUUCGUAGUAUACUAACUAACGCCAGUAUUCGAGACUAAAGCAUAGCUGAUUCUGAUCUUCAAUAGGAAUGUAAACAAUACAUUAGCCACGCUAAAUUAACACAUUAACCCGCUAAUAUUUAUUGUUUCUCUUGUCCUAAUAUCCCCACAUAAUAUAAAUAACAAAUUACACUUUUA